This is a messenger RNA of Linum trigynum, 1517 nucleotides long. Lineage: Eukaryota; Viridiplantae; Streptophyta; Magnoliopsida; Malpighiales; Linaceae. The record is from the annotation of a GenBank genome assembly.
CAAGGGGCGGAAUAGAAAUAAAAUAAAAAAACUAACGGGCUCCGCCCGCGAAUCAGCCGAUAACUAAACAAAACCCCGCCCGCCCUAAUCCACCAGCAGCAACGAAGGGGGAAAGCGAGAAGAAACAGAGACAGUGAGGGUUUAGGGUAAAAUGCGAGGAAUUCAGCUGUCGUUGAAUCAAACCCAGAAGAUCAGGCUGCAGAGAGCUCUCCAGCAGCUCGAAUCCCUUUCUUCCAAGGUCAAUUCCAACGCCUCCGUCACCGUCGCAGACACCAUCCCAAUCAACAACGAAGACAGCAUUCUCAAGGGGCAUGGAACCUCGGAACGCGGUGGUGAAGUGGUUGCGACGUUGUGUGGGGUGGUGGAGCGAGUUAACAAGCUGGUCUAUGUACGGACCUUGCGCGCCAGGUAUAAGCCGGAGGUUGGUGAUAUCAUAGUGGGACGUGUUGUUGAGGUGGCUCAAAAGCGUUGGAAACUGGAAAUAAAUUUCAGCCAAGAUGCAGUGUUAAUGCUUUCUUCCAUGAACUUGCCUGAUGGUAUUCAGAGGCGGCGAACUGCAUUGGAUGAGCUCAACAUGCGCUAUAUAUUUGAGGAGAAUGAUGUUGUAUGCGCUGAGGUUCGUAACUUCCAGCAUGAUGGUACUCUCCAGCUGCAAGCCAGAAGCCAAAAGUACGGAAAGCUCGAGAAGGGUCAACUUUUGAAGGUUCCACCAUAUCUGGUGAAGAGACAAAAACACCAUUUCCAUCAUCUGGAUGAGUACGCUGUCGACGUGAUUCUUGGAUGUAAUGGCUUCAUCUGGGUUGGUGAACAUGUGGAUGUCCGAGAGAGCAUGGUGGAGGAUCAAACAGAAAAUGCCGGAGAGCAGAAUUCGAGGUCUCAUAAAUCCCUUGAGGACACUCCGAUAGAGACGAGGCGGCGCAUAUGUCAGAUCGCGAAUGCUAUCCGUGUGCUAUCCAAUUUAGGCUUCAAUAUAACUGUGGAAGUGAUACUGGAAGCGGUUAACUUGAGCAGCAAGCUGGAUUGUGGUGUGGAUGAGAUGCUGGGACCUGAGUUCCAUGUUGCUCUGGCUGAGAGAGAGGCUCAACGGCGUUCACAGUCGAAGAAGAAAGGAUGAAACUAGUAGGGAUUCUGGUGUGAUGUGUAACCAAGGCUUAACUUACUAUUUUGUGCAAAUUUUGUCUGUUGUUCCUAUACUGCGGUUCUUAAAGCUUUUGCUCCUAAUCAGACCAGCCAGCGACAGCCUACUAGCCACCAAAAGUGUCGUUCACUUCCAUCACGCAUUUUACAUUCAUGCAUUUGCUACUUUCUGUAAUAGUCGAUGCAUUUUACAUUUCAUGUCUCGCAACAUUCAGAGUUGUGGGACUGCGAAAUUCAGCAAAACAAAACAACUCGGCAAAGGUUCGAUACGGGAAAAAAAGAACCAAGUUUCUAACCAAGUAACUUGGGGACCAAGCUUGGUUUGCAGCUCAACGGCUUCUACUAUCCCCUUUCGUUGUUAAUAUAUCAAACUAAAUGUU